GCGCGCGGCGCUUGACUGGGACAACCGCGAGAGGCGCAGACACUAUGAGCACAGUGCGGCCACAGGGUGAAGGAGUACAGCAUUCAAGAUGAGUUAUGCCAGGCUGGAUUCAAAUUGAGACAAGAUAUAACAAGUGUAGGACGCACAACCUCAGGAGUAAACAGUUCUAAUAAAGACGGCCUGAAGUCAGUUGACACCAGAGACUGAUCGCACAGAAUCACUACUGACAGUUGCUCCUGAGAGCCUUAUCAGACUUCAGUUUUGCUUUUAACACAAUGGCGUUGUUGAAUGUUACCCUCCCCUGGAAUGUCUCUUUGGACCUCAACCAUAUCUAUUUCAAAUCCAACCUCACAGAAUUAGAGGACACGCAACCUACGGUGAAGAACUGGCCAGCCCUGUUCAUCCUGGCGUUUAUAUUUUUUACUGUUGCGGGGAAUAUACUGGUAAUUAUGGCCGUGUCCAUCGAGAGAAAACUGCACAAUGCCACCAACUACUUCCUGUGCUCACUGGCCGUGGCAGACAUGCUGGUGGGAUUCCUUGUAAUGCCAGCCUCACUAAUUAGUAUUCUUUACAAUCACACCUGGCCUCUCCCUGAACUGCUGUGUCCCUUGUGGAUCUUCCUUGACGUGCUCUUCUCCACAGCCUCCAUCAUGCACCUGUGCGCCAUCUCUCUGGACCGCUAUAUCGGCAUCUGUAAUCCAAUCAAAUACAGCCGUAGCAACUCACUUCACAAGACCAUGAUCAAAAUAAUCAGUGUCUGGACCGUUUCUGUAGUGUUGUCGCUGCCCAUUCCAGUAAUGGGUUUCCAGGACAAGAAGAAGGUGUUUGUAAAUGACACCUGCACCCUGAAUGAGCCUCGUUUCGUCCUUGUUGGCUCGUCUGUGGCCUUCUUCGUUCCUCUGGUCAUCAUGGUGGUCUGCUAUUACCUCACUCUCCGUGUUCUCCAGAGGCACAGCACUUCUUUCCCGCAAGAGAGCAGGAGAUACUCCAAACAUUCUUCUGCUGGGAUAAGUGACACAAGUCUGCUGAACAGGAAGUCCUCCUCCAGCAAGUCUGCACAAGGUCCGCAAGGCCAAAGCAGACGAGGCACGUUUCAAUCUUUGAACAAUGAGCGACGAGCCUCCAAAGUCUUGGGGAUUGUGUUCUUUCUCUUCCUGGUCAUGUGGUGUCCGUUCUUCAUCACCAAUGUGCUGAUCGCCAUCUGUCAGGACAACUGCAGCGAGCAUCUCUAUAACCUCAUUCACUUUUUUGUCUGGGUGGGAUAUAUCUCCUCUGGAGUGAAUCCUCUGAUCUACACCCUUUUCAACGAGACGUAUCGACAAGCCUUUGCUCGCUAUCUACGAUGUAAAUAUCAUUAAGCUGUGGCACAGAAGAAGGCCCAGGCCAUCCGAAAUAUUGACACAGUUUAAUGGUUAAAACUGAUCAAUAAUUGACUGGUUGAUUAAUUCACUAGCUGACCAUCUUGACCUACAUCUACAUAUUUCCAAUAUGAGGCUGCCGGACCUCCCAUCCUUUUAAUGACUACCAAAAUUUGACACGACAGAUUGUUUGUGAGUUUUAAAAAAAAUAAUAAUGUAUUGUUCUUGUGUAACAGGAUAUAAGAAACGUUUUCAAGGAAGCACUGCCUUGUUUUGCAAGCUAUUUCUGUGAAUGUGCGAGACUUCCAGUUCAUUAGCCGCGGAGCUGGGAACUGAUCCAAAAAACAAGUACUCAUAAUUAGAGUAUAUUACAUUUUGUAAUGCUCUUAAUCAGAUUACAGUUACCUUUUUAUGGAUUACAUCAUUAGAUAUUCACACGAUGUUGAUAUAAAUUUUUUUUAAUCAAUACGGCAUGUUUAAUGGUAAGUUUAAAACAAGUAAAAAAGAAAAAGCAAUUUAAAAGUAAUCUAAAAAGUAGUCAGAAUAUAUAUAACCUAAAAUGAGUAACCUAGAUUACAGUUUUCAUCAAGUAAUCUGUAAUCAAUAAUGGGGUACAAUUGUAAUCUACCCAGCUCUAAUUAGCUGCUAUUAAUAACUAGAAAAAGUCAACAGUAAAACUGUUUGCUGCACAAACCAGUGUGUUUAUGACUACGAUAAUAAAUUAAAAUUAUAUGACAAUAAAUACAAGUUUGCAAUACCGGAAGCCUUGCACAUUGAAGUUAAAAACCUGUAAACUGUGAAGAUUAACAGUGUAGCUUUUGUUGUUCUUGAGAUUUGUCUCUAAAAAGAACAGUCAGGAUUCUUUACUCUCCAGUGGAAAACGUGAAACAAGAGCAUUUUGAAACACUCUCUACAAUCCUUUUGCAACUGCACCUUCAGGAUUCGUGAAGCGUCUGUCAGAUUGUUUUGACUGCAAGGACAAAGCAAACACUUUCCUUUAUCGCACAACAUGUUUUAACUGCACAGAUAUUCCUGCAGACUCCCGUGAAUCAGUUGAUAUCAAGCCUGAUUGUGUUACGCUUCGGUAAAAGACAUUAAAAGUGCAUUAAAGUGAAUUAAUAAUGAGAGAGUGCCACCAUGUGGUGACAUUCAUUUGAUUAACCAGUGAUUAAUGGGGUUACUACAACAAUAAAUGUAAAAAAAAUA
Cyprinus carpio (common carp) is the source of this 2564-nucleotide messenger RNA. RefSeq names its product 5-hydroxytryptamine receptor 2A-like. Gene Ontology annotation, biological process: G protein-coupled receptor signaling pathway, coupled to cyclic nucleotide second messenger; chemical synaptic transmission. Gene Ontology annotation, cellular component: dendrite; plasma membrane. Lineage: Eukaryota; Metazoa; Chordata; Actinopteri; Cypriniformes; Cyprinidae. The record is from RefSeq and is a predicted model, not a curated record. Gene Ontology annotation, molecular function: neurotransmitter receptor activity; G protein-coupled serotonin receptor activity.